AUGAUAAGGGACAGCCAGCCGUCUUCUCUAAGCAAGGAAAUUGUCACAGACAGUGAUGCUGAAAUCGAAUCAAAUCCAUCUUUCGAAGACCGAGAUGCAAGCAGGAUGAACAAUAAGUCAUCGAAGUCAUUAUCUUCAUCGUUGACUGAGAUCCAAAAAUCAAAAUCAAUAAAACUAGUCACAGAAAAGAGUAAGAAAAGACCUCGUAGUCGACCGACCAUGACGAUAUCUAAAAGAUUAAAAACAGCUACCGGUAGACGAGCGAUUAACGGAGCCCUUACCGAAGCCGGACCGUCAAAGACAUCCACAGCCGGUUCCAAGGGAUCUUCGUUACGGCUAACGAACAACACUGGCACAAAUGCUAAAGACAAGUACCACGAAACAGAAAGAAUAAUACCAAGUGAUAUUGAUCCAUCAAAAACUACUCCUCUUGAAGUUGAUAUCCGACGAUUCGACAGAGCAAAGACUGCGGCAGAGGCAGCGCUGGCGUUAUUAAUAGAUGACCCAAGAGUCUUAGAGUCCGCAGACGCAGAAGUGUCAGAUGUCCCUCAUAUGCCAGAUUGUAGCAGAACGCCGCGAAUUAGGAAAAUACGGUUCGGUGAAUGGGAGAUUGAUACUUGGUACGCAGCACCUUAUCCUGAAGAAUAUAGUAUUCUCCAGACAUUACACAUAUGCGAGUACUGUUUGAAAUACAUGAAAACGGAAUAUGUUGCUAGAAGACAUAAAUUAAAGUGUCCGAUGAGACACCCCCCCGGAGACGAAAUAUAUCGAGAUGGACCAAUAUCGAUUUUCGAAGUGGAUGGACGGAAAAAUAAGAUAUAUUGUCAAAACCUGUGCUUGAUUGCCAAAAUGUUUCUUGACCACAAGACACUAUAUUAUGAUGUUGAACCUUUUCUUUUUUAUGUAAUGACUGAGGCAGAUCAAUCGGGGUGUCAUUUAGUGGGGUAUUUUUCAAAGGAGAAACGAUCUAACUCCAACUACAAUUUAUCAUGUAUUCUUACGCUUCCGGUCCAUCAACGAAAAGGCUAUGGUAACUUACUCAUAGACUUCAGUUAUCUCUUGACGAAAAAAGAGAAUACAGUAGGAACGCCGGAAAAACCACUAUCAGAUCUUGGUUUACUCAGCUAUCGAAGUUAUUGGCGCAACGUUCUUUUUCAUGCACUCAGAAAUGUUACUGGAUCAAUUAGCAUAUCGAAGCUUAGCCAAGAAUCAGCAAUGACUCUCGAUGACGUUAUAUCAACACUUGAAAUUAACGACAUCUUGGUUAAAGACAAGGAACUGGGGACUUACGUAAUGGUGGUAGAUCGUGAGCUUAUUGAAGCACAUUGUCAAGCGGUGGCUGCGAAAGGCUAUCUUACUCUCAAACCAGAAAAACUCAAAUGGACUCCGUUUAUACUGGGCAGAAAUCCGGGCAUUUUAACUUUUAAUGAAUCAGUGUACAGUCAAAGUUCUUUAGAUUUAUGA
This is a messenger RNA of Paraglomus occultum, 1464 nucleotides long. The record is from the annotation of a GenBank genome assembly. NCBI's taxonomy places the organism in Eukaryota, Fungi, Glomeromycota, Glomeromycetes, Paraglomerales, Paraglomeraceae.